Paralichthys olivaceus (Japanese flounder) is the source of this 7686-nucleotide messenger RNA. Its product is annotated as retinal-specific phospholipid-transporting ATPase ABCA4-like. Gene Ontology annotation, biological process: lipid transport; transmembrane transport. Lineage: Eukaryota; Metazoa; Chordata; Actinopteri; Pleuronectiformes; Paralichthyidae. Gene Ontology annotation, cellular component: membrane; intracellular membrane-bounded organelle. Gene Ontology annotation, molecular function: ATP binding; ATPase-coupled intramembrane lipid carrier activity; ATP hydrolysis activity. The record is from RefSeq and is a predicted model, not a curated record.
AUGGGGGCAGGAGCACAGGUCAGACUCCUGUUGUGGAAGAACUGGACCAUCCGCAGGAGGCAGAGGGUGCGAUUCUUCAUGGAGAUCAUGUGGCCUGUAAUGCUGUUCAUGGGACUGGUGUGGCUAAGGAGGGUGAAUCCACUUUACCGUCAACAUGAAUGCCACUUUCCCAACAAGGCCAUGCCCUCCACGGGGGUCCUGCCCUGGAUCCAGGGAAUCUUCUGCAAUGCCAACAACCCUUGUUUCCAGUACCCCACCCGUGGUGAAUCUCCUGGUCUUGUUUCCAACUACAACAACUCCAUAUUGGCUCGCUUCUACUCAGAUGCCCAGGAGCUUCUUGUCAGCGAUCCACAGUUUCUAGAGCUUGGCCGCCUCUGGAGGGAACUGAACACCAUGAGUAACUUCAUGGAUACUCUACGCUCACAUCCUGAACAGAUCUCAGGCCGAGGAGUUAAAGUGGAGAUGAUCCUGAAGGACGAUGAAACUCUGACAGCGUUUCUGCUGAGAGACAUUCCUCUGACGGAAUCUGUGGUCUAUCAGUUAGUCAAUGCUCAAAUCAGGCCUGAACAGUUUGCCUCUGGGGUCCCAGACUUGCAUUUAAAAGAUAUCGCCUGCAGCAUGAACCUGCUGGAGCGCUUCCUCAUAUUCCCCAGCAGCCGAGGACUCAACGCAGUUCGCAAUGCCAUGUGCAUCCUGACCCCGCAGCGGCUACAGAUAAUAGAGGACAAGUUCUACGCCAAUGUGGACUUUUUCAAGCUCUUCCGGCUGCUUCCUCUUGUUCUGGACAACCAUUCUGAAGGCAUUGACAUUCACUUCUGGGUGCGGGUCAUCUCUGCUGUCUCAGACAAACUACACGAGUUGUUCCAGAGGAGCAGCACCAGGGAGCUUUUCCAGGUCAUGACUCCUCUCUUCCAGAACAAUCUGUCCUUCAGGGAGGUGAUGGCCGCUGCCUCCCGCCUGGUAUGUGGCUACACCGAGGGGGCUUUCUCCAGAGUCACCUCCUUUAACUGGUAUGAAGACAAUAACUACAAGGCCUUCCUGGGUAUCAGCAGCAGCAGGGCACAGGGCCACUACACAUAUGACAACAGCACCACUCCUUUCUGCAAUGAUCUGAUGAGAGAACUGGAGUCCAACCCUACCACCAGGAUUGUGUGGAACUCUGUAAAGCCCAUGCUGAUGGGACAGAUACUGUACGCUCCUGACUCGCCCGCUGUCAGACAGAUCAUACGAAAUGCUAACACUACAUUUGAGGAGCUGGAAAGGCUCAGGACAAUGGGGAAGGCCUGGGAGGAAGUCGCUCCUCAGAUUUGGGCUUUUUUCCAAGAUGGAGUCCAAGUCAAGAUGAUUCGGGACUCCAUUUGUAAUCCAUCAGUAAUGGAUUUCAUUGAUAGAAGUCUUGAGGAGACACCCUUCUCCUCCAAGCACAUACUCAACUUCCUGUACAAUGGCUCACCAGAGGAACGUCCAGAGGACAUGCCGAAUUUUGACUGGAGACACAUCUUCAACCUCACUGACCGUGUCAUUCGGAUGCUCAAUCAAUAUGGGGAUUGUGUAAUCCUGGAUAAAUUUGUGGCUCUGCGUGAUGAGGACGGUGUCACCCAUCAGGCCUUGGACCUGUUAGAGGACAGAAAGUUCUGGGCAGGCCUCAUCUUUGUAGAUAUGUACCCCUGGACCACCAGUGUCCCGCCCCAUGUCAAGUUCAAGAUCCGUAUGGAUAUUGAUGCAGUGGAGCGCACCAACAAGGUCAAAGACAGAUAUUGGGACCCUGGUCCCAGAGCUGAUCCUAUGGAGGAUCUCCGCUAUGUGUGGGGCGGCUUUGCUUACCUCCAAGACAUAAUAGAGCAUGGAAUCAUCAAGACUCACACAGGGAAGGAGUGGCCGCUGGGUGUUUACCUUCAACAGAUGCCAUACCCAUGUUAUGUGGAUGAUCUCUUCAUGCUGACUCUGAACCGCUGCUUCCCCAUCUUCAUGGUACUGGCCUGGGUCUACUCGGUGUCCAUGAUAGUCAAGAGUAUCGUCCUCGAGAAGGAACUCCGCCUGAAGGAGACCCUAAAGGCCACAGGGGUCACCAACGGCGUCAUCUGGUCCACCUGGUUUAUUGACAGCUUCAUCAUGAUGAGCACUAGCACUGCUCUCCUUACUGCCAUCAUCAUGGGAGGGAGGGUGCUGAACUACAGCAAUCCCAUCAUCCUCUUCCUCUUUCUGCUCACCUUCACUAUGGCAACCAUCAUGCAGUGCUUCCUCCUCAGUGUAUUCUUUAACCACGCCAACCUGGCAGCGGCCUGCUGCGGCAUCGUUUACUUCGCCCUUUACCUCCCACACAUCUUCUUCUUUGCCUGGCAAGACCGCAUCACCAAAGACAUGAAGAUCCUGGUGAGUCUGCUGUCACAAGUGGCGUUUGGCUUUGGGACAGAGUACCUGUCACGGUACGAAGAACAGGGUUUGGGUUUGCAGUGGGACAACAUCCAGACAAGUCCUCUGGAAGGGGAUGAGUUCUCCUUCCUCACUUCCAUCUGCAUGAUGGGCCUGGACACUGUACUGUACGCUGUGCUGGCUUGGUACCUGGACAAUGUCUUCCCUGGACAGUAUGGAAUUGGCCGUCCAUUUUACUUUCCCUUCCUGCCCUGUUACUGGCUCAAUACUGUGGCUCCAGCUUCAAGCAACGAGCUUGAUUUGGAUAAAAAGGGCUUUGAUAACCUUGUGAGCAAGAAGCAAGAAGAGCAGCAGAAAAAAGAGAAGGAAAACCAGGAACAGGAGAAACCAAAGGAGGAGGCCAACUCAUGUGAACACCAGAAUCAGCGGGAGAGGCUGGGGAAGGAAACUCAGUCUGAGGGAGAGGAGGACCAGGAAAAAGAUGGCCAGCAGUUCUUUGAGGCAGAGCCAGCCGACCUGGUGAAGGGGGUUUGCAUCGAGAACAUGGUCAAGGUGUUUGGCAGUAGCUCCAGACCGGCAGUGGAUGGCCUCAACAUCAGUUUUUAUGAGAGCCAGAUUACUGCCUUUCUGGGCCACAAUGGGGCUGGGAAGACCACCACCAUGUCUAUUUUGACUGGCAUGUUCCCUCCCACCUCUGGGACGGCCACCAUCUAUGGCAAGGAUAUCUGCACAGACAUGGAUACCAUUCGCCUGUCUCUGGGAAUGUGUCCCCAACACAACAUCCUUUUUCAACAUAUGACAGUAGCAGAGCACAUCCUGUUCUACUCACUGUUGAAAGGCCGUCCAAUAGCGGAGGCAGAGGAGGAGGUGGAGAACAUGCUGCAGGAUCUGGGUCUCCCCCACAAGAGAAAUGAACUGACUCAGAACCUCUCAGGAGGCAUGCAGAGGAAGCUGUCAGUCGCCUUGGCAUUUGUUGGUGGGGCUAAAGUGGUGAUCCUGGAUGAGCCCACAUCAGGGGUGGACCCCUACUCCAGGCGCUCCAUUUGGGAUUUGCUGCUGAAAUACCGUGCAGGACGCACAGUGAUAAUGUCCACCCACCACAUGGACGAGGCCGACCUGCUGAGUGACCGGGUGGCCAUUAUCUCACAGGGUCGCCUCUUCUGUUGUGGUUCCCCAAUCUUCCUCAAGAAUUGCUUUGGCGCCGGUUUCUACCUCACUCUUGUACGGCGAAUUAAACAUGAUGCUCUAAAGGUUAGCUGCGACUGUACAGAGGACUGCUCCUGUAAAUGCUCUAAAUGCUCUGAGUUUAAAAUGAACACUGAGGAGACGCAGGCUGCAGACAGACAGAUGGACGGUAACAUGGAAAGCAUCACAGCCCUGAUCCACCAUCACGUGCCACAGGCUCGACUGAUCGAGGCCAUCGGACAGGAGCUGACCUACCUGCUCCCAAACCGUAACUUCCAGCCCAGGGCCUACGCCAGCCUCUUCAGGGAGCUGGAGGAAACCCUGGUGGACAUCGGCCUCAGCAGCUUUGGCGUGUCGGACACAUCGUUAGAGGAGAUCUUCCUAAAGGUCACUGCUGAUGGGAAUGCAACCAACAGGAAAUGUUUACAAGACAAGAAAACAUUGCAGCAGAUUUGUCGAACUAGUCUUUGUGGAUUGAACAGAGUGACUGUUGAUAUGGAGCCACGGAAAGAGGCGGAUGGAGCUUCGUACACCAAUGGCCAGGGCCCGUGUGAUGUCUCAGACGGUGGCGCAGGCAGGGGGUCGGACCAGGUUAGAGGCCUGUGUCUGACCAUCAAACAGUUCUUUGCUCUGCUGAUAAAGAGGCUGCAUCACACCACACGCUCCUUCAAAGACUUCUUUGCCCAGAUUGUGCUGCCAGCCAGUUUUGUUUUCCUGGCACUGACAUUCACUCUGAUCGUUCCACCUUUUGGAGAAUAUCCAAGUCUGACGCUCAGUCCCUGGAUGUAUGGACGGCAGUACACCUUCUUCAGUAAUGAGCGACCUAUGGAUGCUCAGAUGAGAUACUUUGGUGAGGUGUUGCUGGACAAGCCUGGCUUUGGGACUCGCUGCAUGGUGGAUGAACCACUGGAAGAUUUCCCAUGUAACAACAUCACCACAGAGUGGGAGAUGACCCUGGUGAACCCUGCCCUGAUAGAAAUGCUGGCUGGUCCAGAGUGGGACUCCCUCACACCAUCACCAGACUGUCAGUGCAGCACACCCAGAAAACUUACCAUGCUGCCUGUGUGCCCAGAGGGAGCUGGAGGCCUGCCACCUCCACAGAGGAUCCAGUCAACAGGAGACGUUCUCAUGGACCUUACAGGCAGGAACAUCUCUGACUACCUGGUGAAGACCUACCCCAGCCUCAUCAGAACCAGCUUGAAGAGCAAAUAUUGGGUGAAUGAACAAAGAUAUGGAGGUAUAUCAGUCGGAGGGCAGCUUCCUGUUUUAGAGUUGCGGCCAAAGACCCUGCAAGAUGUGGCCGCACAACUGGGACAAUUGCUCAAUGUUACUGGGGGCAAACACUCUAAGCAAACACUGAAGGACAUAGGGACGUUCCUCAGGUACAUGGAGACUCCUAACAAUGUCAAGGUGUGGUAUAGCAAUAAGGGCUGGCACGCCAUGGUAUCUUUCAUGAACGUAGCCAACAAUGCCAUCCUCCGUGCAAACCUGGCCAAAGGAGCGACCCUGGACGAAUAUGGAAUCACGGCUAUCAACCACCCCCUGAACCUCACCAAAGAGCAUCUCUCUGAGAUCACUGUCCUGACCACCUCAGUGGAUGCAGUGGUGGCAAUCUGUGUCAUCUUCGCCAUGUCCUUUGUCCCGGCCAGCUUCGUCCUUUAUCUCAUCCAGGAAAGGGUCACCCAGGCCAAACACCUGCAGUUUGUCAGUGGUGUCAGUCCACUGGUUUACUGGAUGGCCAACUUCCUCUGGGACAUGGUGAAUUACUCCAUCAGUGCAGCAAUGGUGGUGGAAGUUUUCCUUUUUUUUGAUAAGAAGUGCUUCACCUCACCAACCAACCUCAAGCCGCUUGUUGCCCUGCUUUUGCUUUAUGGCUGGUCUGUGACACCUAUGAUGUACCCCAUGUCCUACAUGUUUAACAUACCCAGCACAGCCUAUGUCUCUCUGUCAUGUAUCAACCUCUUUAUUGGCAUUAACAGCAGCGCCAUCACCUUCAUUCUGGACCUUUUUGAGGGAACCACUGCUCUGUACAAGUUCAAUCAGCUGUUAAAGGCCGUGCUACUCAUCUUCCCCCAUUACUGCCUGGGACGAGGUCUCAUAGACAUGGCUAUGAACCAGGCCAUUACUGAUAUCUACACUCGCUUUGGUGAGGACUACAGUCCAGAUCCAUAUCAAUGGAACUUUAUCGGGAAGAACCUGUUCUGCAUGGCUGUAGAAGGAUUUGUCUAUUUCCUCCUUAACAUUCUCUUCCAGUAUCGCUUCUUCCUGGAUCACUGGAUAUCAGAUUGCCCAAAGCCUAAAAUUUUCGACGAAGAUGUAGAUGUGGCUGAGGAAAGAGAGCGAGUUUGCCAGAACAGAAAUACAAAUGAUAUUUUACGAACAAGAGACCUGUCGAAGACGUACACAGGAACCAUCAUCCCUGCAGUGGACCGAAUCUGUGUUGGAGUAUCCCCUGGAGAGUGCUUUGGUCUCCUCGGAGUAAACGGUGCAGGCAAGACCACCAUGUUUAAGAUGCUGACAGGAUACAUUGACGUUACCUCAGGAGAAGCCUCCAUUGCUGGUCAUAGCAUUUUAACCAACAUCCUGGACGUUCACCAGAACAUGGGAUACUGCCCACAGUUUGACGCCAUAGAUGAGUUGCUGACAGGCCGAGAACAUCUGCACCUUUAUGCCCGCCUCCGUGGAGUCCCAGAGUCUGAGAUCAGCAGGGUUGCAGAGUGGGCCAUCCACAAGCUGGGUCUCACAGAGUGUGCAGGUCGAAGUGCUGGGACUUACAGCGGAGGUAACAGGAGGAAACUCUCAACAGCCAUUGCCAUGAUUGGCUGCCCUGCUCUGGUGCUGCUGGAUGAGCCGACCACAGGUAUGGACCCUCUUUCCAGACGCUUCCUCUGGAAUUCCAUUUUGAGCGUUAUUCAGGACAGACGAGCUGUGGUUCUCACCUCACACAGCAUGGAGGAAUGUGAGGCACUCUGUACCCGUUUGGCCAUUAUGGUCAAUGGAUCUUUCAAAUGCUUGGGAACCAUUCAGCAUCUUAAAUACAAAUUUGGCGAUGGCUACGUUGUGACCAUGAAGAUCAGGGCAGCGGAACCCGGUCUCGCCCCAGACCUAAAUCCUGCUGAAGCUUUCAUGGAGAGCACGUUCCCUGGCUGCAUCCAGAGAGAGAAACACUACAACACGCUGCAGUACAAGAUCUCCUCCUCCUCUCUGGCUCGCAUCUUUCAGAUGGUCCUGGCCAACAAAGACAAGCUAAACAUAGAGGACUACACAGUAUCACAGACAACUCUCGAUCAGGUCUUUGUAAAUUUUGCCAAGCAACAGUCAGGAGAGGAUGACACCAUAGUGUUACACCCAAAGGCUGCUGGUGCACAGCGAUACAUCGACGCCACACCCAUCAAGUCUUUGGGGAAGUGAAAGUACUUCAACAAGCUCAACCCGGUGUCGUUGGUUUUCAUUUCACUGGAGUGUCGUCUGGCCUCAUAGAGACAAGCAACAGCAUUAAACCAGGUUGGAAAAGUAAAGGUCAUGGAGGGUACAUUUGAUGUUUCCCUCAAGGGAGGGACGAAUAGGGCAAAUGUCAUUUUUGACUUAGCAUUUGACAUGUGACAACAGUGCACAUGUCUUUUGCUCUGCCAGUACACAGGGUUAAUGGGCUUUGAAUCUGGAGAGUGUUGAGCAUUUAUGUGCCUGCUGUAUGUUCCACUUCCUGCUCACCUUGUAGGCCUUUCAAAUGUAACACAACAGAGCACUAGAUUUACAACGAGGACCAUGGACUUUGCGUGAUGACACGAUUGUUUGUAGCAGAUUUCGAUGUGAAUUGUAAAGAAAGCAUAGGUGCUGUUUUUCUUUUUGCUUCAGAUGCCAAGCAAGAUUAAAUUGUUUUGCCUUCUUUAGAUGAGUGAAAGAAACACUCAGAGAAGCAUAGCAUCCUGAGCACUUUAUUUAUGCAGCUUGGACUGAAUGAUGUUUGGCCAUCUGCUAGUGUUGUAUAGAUAAUCAUUUCUACAAAUUCUUCUUGCUGCUAUGAAAAUAAUUUCGAUACUAUUUCAUAUUUUUGUCUUGUUUUAUCUUUGCGCUUUAUCAUUUCACCAGUAACUGAUGUCGUGAAACACAAUGUCAAGAAAGUGACAU